AUGUGCCAGGUACUGAAUACACAAUUAGGUAACAACCAUGAUCACCAUCACCUUUGCCCGCCAAACAGAAAAGAUUUAUUAAACAUUUCAGGAGUGCAGUGCAUGAAUGUUAAUAACAGUAGCCAUGUUGACUGCAUCAGCCUUGGAGAAUCAAAUGAGCAUUACUGGGCUGUGCUGAAAGAGACUCGGACCAAACACUGUGACAAAGAGCCCUACAGUACUAAAAAUGAUUGUUUAAUAAUUUUUAAAAAUGACAUGUGGUUACAGAUGAGGACAACUUACAAUUAUGUCUGUGAAAAGCAUGGCGACAACUACAACUGGUUCUUUCUUGUAUGUCCCACUACAUUUGCUGUUGUUGACAAAAAGUACCUGUUGUCUGUUAGGGCUUUAUCACAACUUUUCCAUCUGGGCCACACUAUAAAUGGCGACCUUCCAUACCUGACUGUGGAAAGAGAAACUGUCAAGUACAGUUUGAAAGACAGCCUUCUCGGCAAGUCUGAGAAGUGUGCAGAUCGAAGUGUGAUUUGGAAGUUAUCUGAAGUUUCUGGAAGUUAUCUCAGCCUCAAAUAAGCUGGAGUUCUUGCAGAAAAUGCAGAGGAUUCUGAAGGAAGAGUUGUAUUUAAUACAAAACCAUUUGCACAUCUUAUUCAAGGGACAAUGUGUAAUAAUCCUCAGCAAGUAGUAGAAGGCUGCUGUUCAGGUAUGGCUAUUAUUCUUAAUGGACCAACUCCCAGAAAGAUGAAAGUAAUAGAGCAUGGUGUGCACUGGCUCAGGGUUCAUUAUUUCAACAGUACACUGGUUUUCUUACCUCCAAAUGGUUCAGAAAAUGACUGA
Molecule: messenger RNA, 834 nt
Organism: Lutra lutra (Eurasian river otter)
Lineage: Eukaryota; Metazoa; Chordata; Mammalia; Carnivora; Mustelidae
Gene: C1GALT1C1L
Product: C1GALT1 specific chaperone 1 like
Source: RefSeq, a predicted model, not a curated record